Messenger RNA from Nasonia vitripennis (jewel wasp), 878 nucleotides. RefSeq lists its product as uncharacterized. The coding region runs from base 297 to 878 and encodes 193 amino acids. The transcript has 2 exons. NCBI's taxonomy places the organism in Eukaryota, Metazoa, Arthropoda, Insecta, Hymenoptera, Pteromalidae. The record is from RefSeq and is a predicted model, not a curated record.
CACAUACGAGGCGUGAGAAAUCAAAGUUUAGUAGCUUUAAAGGAGUCAUAUUCUGAUAAUGAUUACAAAUUGUUGUCCGAAAGUACUCUUUAAAUAAUGAUCUUUAAUCAAAAGAGCAGGUGAUAUUGAAAGGAUUACAUUAGAUAAUUUGAAUACAAAAUAUAAUAUUACCGAAGAAAGUGAUCCAGACCUUUUCAAAAAAUUGACUACAGCAUCGCGAGAGACAGUAUCAAAAUACGUUAGAUAUUCGAUGAGAGGAAAGAAGGGUAGAUUAGCCUUGCAUAGUCACAAAUGAAAUGCAAGAGUGCAUUGAUUACCUGAAGGAUAACAGACAUUUGUUUAGCUUAAGACCAGAGAAUCCUUAUCUGUUUGGGUUGCCUAGUAAAAAUGUUAAUCGGCCUCGGUACAUAAGAGCGACACAAAUAUUACCGAGUUAUGCAGAAAAAUCUGGAGUUAAAAAUCAUCUUAAAGUUAGAGGAACUUUUCUUAGAAAGCACUUAGCCACUUUCUGCUCUGCGGAAUUGUCAGAUCAAGAGUUUUCGAGUCUUGCUAAAUUUAUGGGAGACAAAGAUAGCACACAUAGAGAUUUUUACAGGUUGUCUGACAAAUUGAGAGAUCUUAUGGAAAUUUCCCAAUACCUUGAAAAAGCCCAAGGUAAUCUUCCCAAUGAGAGUAAAAUAUGGCACGAUGACAAUCAAUCUACUAGUACAACAAAGACAUCAGGUACUCAUACUAAUACAAAAUCUAAUAAGAAACAGCAAUUAUGCAAAAUUGAAGAACAUGAUGAACCUAACGAAGAAACUAUGGAAUCAGAUAUUAAACAUCAAAGGAGUGAGUUUUAUUUGUCAAUUUUAAUGUAUUACAAGUUGAUAAGAUAA